Messenger RNA from Phalaenopsis equestris, 378 nucleotides. RefSeq lists its product as uncharacterized. The transcript has 2 exons. The coding region runs from base 33 to 335 and encodes 100 amino acids. The record is from RefSeq and is a predicted model, not a curated record. NCBI's taxonomy places the organism in Eukaryota, Viridiplantae, Streptophyta, Magnoliopsida, Asparagales, Orchidaceae.
UAGUCACAAAACCACUUCUCUCUUGUUCUCUAAUGUCCAAUCCAACGUCUUCUUCUUCUUCUUCAUUAUCAUCUUCAAAGUCUCUGGUAAGAAUUCAGAUGGUGCCGAGGCUGGUCUCUGACCAACUCCUCAUGAAAUUCUCCGAUCUGUCUGAGUUCGACUUUGACUAUGAGAAGAGCAGCCUCUGGUCGCCACUAGUGCCGCGCAGGGCUUUCAUCACUCAACAAGGUUUAAUCUGCACCCAAGCUCAGCUUAUGGGUAAGCUCCCAAUAAGCAGGCAGAACUCUAAGAGAAGGAGGCCCAAAUGCUUUCACUUUGUGAUGAGGUGUUUGUGAUCUUUUGUGGUGUUCGAGCCAUUGUUUUUUUAUCUGUUUUAUG